This is a messenger RNA of Diuraphis noxia (Russian wheat aphid), 612 nucleotides long. RefSeq lists its product as uncharacterized. Lineage: Eukaryota; Metazoa; Arthropoda; Insecta; Hemiptera; Aphididae. The record is from RefSeq and is a predicted model, not a curated record.
AUGUGGCAAUCUUUAACAAAUACGUGUGAAUCGAUGAAUUUGAUAUUCAACCCUAAAACAAUCAGAGUAGAUUUUGAAAGGAGUGCACAUUUGGCAAUUAGACACUGUUUUCCACUAUGCGAUAUAUACGGAUGUGGAUUUCAUUUGGGGCAAGCUUGGUAUAGGAAGCUCAACCAAGAUUUUCCUAACCUCAGAAAUGAAUAUAAAGCCAAUACCGAAAUCGGAAAAUGGAUUAAAUAUUUCUUUGGUUUAUCUUUCAUUUCCCCUGAAGAAGUUUCUGAUGUGUUUUGUGAAUUAAUCGAAAUCGCAUCAAAUAGUGACGUAUUGAAUUUUAGCGAUUAUAUGUAUGACAAUUAUAUUCAAGAAAAUUGUUUAUUUCCUCCAGAGAUGUGGGCAGAAAAACCAUCAAAUUCACCUAAAACUACAAAUGGACCUGAGGCAUUUCAUUCUCAUUAUAAUGCACAAUUUUACAGUACUCAUCCUUCAAUAUGGAAGGUAAUAGAAACGUUGAAAGAAAUACAGACAGAGACCUAUGUUAAAAUUAAAGAUAUUUCAAGAGGUAUUCACCUUCACUAUGACUGUGUAAUGUGCCAACAAAAUUGUUCAUUUUAA